AUGGCUCAGCAGGAAGCUGGUGGUACAGCGGGCCAGGGAGAGGCCCCCGGGGGCUCCGGCUCGGACCCGCCGUCCUCUGCGCGGCCUGGCUCGAGCUCGGCGUCCGCCUCGCUGCUGUCCCGGCUGCACAGCCUGCAGAGCGACAGCGACGAGGCCGACGACCUGCGGCAGCGCGGGGGGCGGCGGCACCACCAUCGGCCGGAGCCCGCCGACCGGGCCUGGGGCCUGGGUCGGGCCUGGGUCGAGGCCGGCGGCGAAGCGCUGCCGGAGCCGCUGGGGAGACCUCGGGGAGCGCCAGAAUUAAAGGAGAAAAAUUCAGAAAAAGAACAUCAGUGGCUUGUAUUAGAGGCGAAUCUGACACCAUGGGAAGAGUGGUUUGUUUGCAAAGAAAAAGAACAACGUGCUCGUCUACAAAACAGAACCUUAAAGGAACUAAGUCUACAACAACAAAAAAGAAAAGAAGAGGAAGAGAGUGAAAAAAGAAAAAAAUAUGCUGAGGAAAAACACAAGGAAUGGCUUCAGAAAAAGAAUGAACAGGAAAGAAAACAAAGGGAACGGAAACUUAAUAAAGAAAUGGAAGAAAAAGCAGCAAAACACAUAGAGAAAGAGCAUUUGCAAGAAAAAGCUAAAGAAAAAUAUCAAGAAUGGUUAAGGAAGGGGCGGCUAGAGGAAAAAAAGGAAAAGGAAAAAGAAAAGCAGCAGUUUGCUGAACAACAAGAAAAAAAAGAAAUCUUCAAGGAAUGGCUACAAAAUGUGAAAAACAAACCUCCUCUCAUUCCAAGGAGCUAUUGUUAUGCCAAUAGGAAACUGACAGGUUUCUACAAUGGAACUGCCUGCCCACCACCAAGCUUUUAUAAUCCAAUCCCAUGGAAGCCUAUUCACAUUCCCCCACCCAAGGAAUCAAAGACUGUUAUUACUAUGAAGAAGAGCAAAAGACCUGUGUCCAGUCAGCCUUACAGGUCCUCAUCUUUGGUCUUUCAUAAAAACAAGGGCAAUCUUUGCCUUGUAACUAUGUGAAGAAUACAAAGAUAG
Dromiciops gliroides (monito del monte) is the source of this 1032-nucleotide messenger RNA. Its product is annotated as coiled-coil domain-containing protein 34-like. The transcript has 4 exons. The record is from RefSeq and is a predicted model, not a curated record. NCBI's taxonomy places the organism in Eukaryota, Metazoa, Chordata, Mammalia, Microbiotheria, Microbiotheriidae.